CGUGCCCGCCCACCUGUCACGGUCCAUGCUAUCUGGUAUCCUUGGGACGGCCCUACCCCAUUGAAGUUUAAAUUAAAAUGGUUAAUAAGGGUUAAAGUUAGGUAAGGGUUUUGGUUAGAGUAAGGGUAGGAUUUAAGGUUAUGUUUAGGAUUGAGGGUAUUGACAUCCCAAAGAUUCCGGAUAGCACUACCCUACCUGUCAAUGCUACGCGGAAUAUGCGGGCUGUGUCUACGCUAGUGUUCCUGGCCGUGGGUGUGAUGGUGGUGUUGAUGUACCAGGCGGUCCACCAGGAGAUGACUCUGCGGGGUCUUAAAGCCCGCGCUCUGGAGAGCUCCUCUCAGGUCAAGCAGAAGGAGAAUGACAUCGUCCAGGUCAAGAUGAAGAUCCAGAAGCUGAAUGAUGAGCUGAAGCCCAUCAACACCAAGAGAGACGAGUUGACUAAGAAGAAGGAGCAGUCUGCUAAAGCCGCAAGCGAGGCGGACAAGAGCCUAAAGACCUGUCAUACAGAGAAGGCCGAUGCUGAGAAAAAGAAGACUGACGCGUCGGCGGCCCUUCAGAAAUUUAAAGAUAAUCAAGAAGCAGAGAAGAAGACAGCUCAGGAGGAGAUCCAGGCAUUGAAACAGCAGAUUCUGGACCGGGACAAGGCACUGUGUGCGUUUGUGGACCAGACCAAUGAGGAAGGACGGAAGCUGUGUGGAAUCACUGAGGCCCCAAAAUGAAGAAAACUUGCACUACACUAUCUCCUCCCUCCCUCCCUCCCUCCCUCAUGCUUGCAGUGAUGCACACACACCCAUGCACAUCAUCGUUGUGCAGCUCAUAACAUUCAUCACCUACAACCACCUUCACUUACUGUACCUCUCAAUACUCAGGAAAAUAAAAAACAAGAAAGAUUUGGAAAACCCA
Messenger RNA from Coregonus clupeaformis (lake whitefish), 903 nucleotides. RefSeq lists its product as uncharacterized. The coding region runs from base 141 to 719 and encodes 192 amino acids. The transcript has 5 exons. The record is from RefSeq and is a predicted model, not a curated record. NCBI's taxonomy places the organism in Eukaryota, Metazoa, Chordata, Actinopteri, Salmoniformes, Salmonidae.